This is a messenger RNA of Fraxinus pennsylvanica, 822 nucleotides long. NCBI's taxonomy places the organism in Eukaryota, Viridiplantae, Streptophyta, Magnoliopsida, Lamiales, Oleaceae. The record is from the annotation of a GenBank genome assembly.
AUGGCUUUUCAGAAUGUUCAAAAUAAAGAAAUGAACUUAGUUUUAUCAAGUGAUGCGAAGCCUCGACUGAAAUGGACUCAAGAACUGCACCAACGAUUCGUUGAUGCAGUCGAGCAGAUUGGAGGAGCAGAUAAGGCUACACCAAAAUCCUUGAAGAGGAUGAUGAGCAUUCCUGGACUCACUUUGUACCAUCUCAAGAGUCAUUUACAGAAAUAUAGACUGGGAAAAAGUCAACAAUCACAAACCUACAACAAAAAUCAACAAGAAGACUACAGAGAUGAUAAUCAGAGGAGUCACUUCCCUAACAAGAUUUAUGAUGGAGUGCAAGAUAAGAUUAAUGAAAGUUUGCAGAUAACUCAGGCUUUACAAAUGCAAAUGGAGGUGCAAAGGAAUCUCCAUGAACAAAUCGAGGUGCAAAGGCAUUUGCAGCUAAGAAUUGAAACUCAAGGAAAAUAUUUGCAGUCAGUAUUGAAAAAAGCACAAGAGACUCUUGCAGGAUAUAGUUCUUGCUCUAUCGAAAUGGAAAGUGCAAGGGCAGAACUUUCUCAAUUAGUAUCAAUGGUAGACACCAAUUUGUGUCUUAGUUCUUCGUUGUCUGUUUUGUCAGAGAGUGAAGGCUCAAUCUUAAAAGAUGCUAAGAACAAACUUUUGGGACACAAUGGAUAUUCAGUUGAAAGUUCUUUAACGUCAUCUGAAAGUUCGGGGAGAAAAGAAGAAACUCGACCAUUUAUGGACUUAAGCGAGCCUCGAGGUAAUGGAACACCAAAAAGGAGCAGAAAACUUGAAGUUGAAGGCAAUAACGAAAAGGUCCAAAACCGAUAG